Molecule: messenger RNA, 1721 nt
Organism: Coccinella septempunctata (seven-spotted ladybird)
Lineage: Eukaryota; Metazoa; Arthropoda; Insecta; Coleoptera; Coccinellidae
Product: serine protease Hayan-like
Exons: 7
Coding region: 266-1507 (413 amino acids)
Biological process (GO): proteolysis
Molecular function (GO): serine-type endopeptidase activity
Source: RefSeq, a predicted model, not a curated record
UAAUUGAAUUAUUGAACUUCAGUUAAUUACGAGAUCCGGACUUAAUUUCUUCGCGGUCCGCGGGAUAUAUACCAAAGCUGACCUGCGCAGUCUUUUAUCGGGAUUUAAUUGUUUGUUUCCAAUUUUGAGAGAAAACGAAGAUUCCUGGUCCUGACAUGUCUUCAAUGGUCGAUUUGACCUGAUGUGAUAUCUUCUGUUGAAUUAUGUGAAACAAACAGUGCGUUUUCGUUGAAUUGUAGUGGAUGUGUUAUUCAGAAUUGUUAAAAUGACCAAAUCUUCGAUAUCUAGUCAGUUGUUGCUCAGUGGUUUGUUGUUGGUUCUUCGGUUUUCUUCAGGCGAGGACACGGAUUCUAUAAUUUUCGAAUCCACCCAUCAUCAUCCCCACUCAGUAAGGGAGAUUGAUUCUAGAGGGUUAUCAGAUUCGGGAUAUACUCCUUGUCGAACGGAAGAAGGCAACGGAAAAUGUGUAGAAAUAAUAAACUGCCCUCCUGCCAUAAAAGCCAUAAGAACUCAGAAGACGCACAACUUGAGGAGAUGCGGAUGGCAUGGAAAAAUAGAGGUUUUGUGCUGCCCAAACGAGUUCAUAGUCGAUUUGACCACUGCCUCCCCUGACAUGUGGCUCAGGAAUAUAAGCGAACCUUCAGAUCGCGUCAAAUCCAGUACUAGGAGUCCCCAAACCACAGACCAACACACCAGGUUGAAAAACAGGAAAUGCACACAAGUUUGUGAGGAAUAUUCGAACGAAAUCAAACCAGACCUCACCUUCCAUAUAAUCGAAGGUGAAGAUGCAGAACUCAAGGAAUUCCCACACAUGGUAGCCCUCGGUUACAAUUCCGAAACUAUCGGUGAGAUAAAAUGGAGCUGUGGCGGUUCUUUGAUCUCCAGACAAUACGUGCUGACCGCAGCUCACUGCAUCAUCAAUGCCGAUCAGAACCCUCCCGUGAAAGCGAGAAUGGGCAUCGUUAAGCUGGAAGACAACCCGAAUGCCAAUCCUAAACCUCAAGACUACGACAUUGUGAACAUCACAAUCCACCCUGAUUACAAGAAAUGGGAGAAACUCAACGACUUGGCUCUAGUCAAGCUGAGCAAGAGAGUGACCUACACCGAUUAUGUUCAUCCAGCUUGCCUGUACGAUAAAGAUGACGAUCCUCUGGGAAUGGUUGUGACAGGUUGGGGGGACAAGGAAAUGGCUGGAGAAGGAAGUAAUAUACUUCAGAAAGCAAAACUCACUUCAGUAUCUCUGCGUGAAUGCAACGUAACAUAUUUGACAAGGGCCAGUAAAUACCUACUAAGUACUCAAAUUUGUGCAGCAGACAACAAGAGUGACACUUGUCAGGGGGAUUCUGGGGGACCUCUCCAAGUACAAAACAUCGCCAAUAGCAGUGUCUACAGCAUAGUAGGUAUAACAUCUUAUGGAAUAGGAUGUGGUAGUAAAUAUCCCGGAAUUUAUACCAGAGUUUCAAGUUACCUCGACUGGAUUGAGGAGAUUGUUUGGGGAAAUUCGUGAUUACAUGUGAUAUUAUUCAGGAAGACGAAAAAAUCCUAUACGUUUGAUGGCCUCAGAUUCUAUUGUUAUGUGCCAAUAACAUGGGAUUCAAUCACAAAAACACAAACUUUAAACGGAUGAACAAUUUUAUUCAAUUAAACAUUCAGUAGAACGCAACAUAUCUGAUAAAAAUGUAUCAUUUUGUACUGAUACACAAAUAUAUUUCUUCCAAUUA